Messenger RNA from Xenopus laevis (African clawed frog), 839 nucleotides. RefSeq lists its product as uncharacterized. The record is from RefSeq and is a predicted model, not a curated record. Bases 1 to 774 code for a protein of 257 amino acids. The transcript is spliced from 4 exons. Lineage: Eukaryota; Metazoa; Chordata; Amphibia; Anura; Pipidae.
AUGCAAUGUACAGCACCCUGUUCCCAAACAUCUGAUCCAUGUACUUUUCUCUUACAGGAAAGAGAUAUCAAACAAGAUUACACGACAUUUUCUUAUACUAAGACUACAGACUUCACCGAGUUCAGACCAAUUUGCCCAGUGCCUGUAGAAAGUUAUGAAGAGGAUGUAGAGAGCGGCAAUACCCUGUUUGUACAGGAAGAGAUCAGACCAGUUCCUCUGCUGAUUCCUAUGGACCUAAUAUGUGAUGGCUUGCGUUGCCUUAUUCCUCCUAUAGAGGGUCAGCUCACUAACCCAGGUCUAGAGCUGAGUAGCGCCAUCAUUCAGGAGUUCCUACCUAUUGUACCUUAUAUUGAGGCUCUCAUCGGUGAUACUGAGAAUGGAACUAGUGUCAUAGGAAUCCUUUUGGGCUUCUUGUUACCAGAAGUCUUUGCUUAUCUACUGGACUUUUAUUAUGGCCGCUGGUCCAGCAGAAAGAAGGCGGAAAAGGACAGAGAUGAGGCACCUGCUGGGAGAGAGAGUGAAGAGCCACAAAGUCCUGAUCAAACCCAGGAUAACGUGGAGGAAGAAGCAGAACUUAGUGGGAGAGAAUGCAAACAGAAGGAGGAGCCUAGAUGCGCUAAGAAGAGGAAUAAAAAGCAGCAUCACUCUGAGGCUCAUGAACUCCAAGUCCCACAGAAACCAAAGAGCAAUGGAACAAUGGAGGAAGAAGACGAGAAGGAAUUAAAGCGGCUUUUCCAACAGUUCAUCUGCCAAUGCUUGGAAGGAGAUUUAUGAGAAGAAGACAUAGGGAGAAGUGGUUGGGAGGGAGGAAAUACUUCUCCAGAUUGUUACUAAAAUAA